Messenger RNA from Linum trigynum, 3692 nucleotides. Lineage: Eukaryota; Viridiplantae; Streptophyta; Magnoliopsida; Malpighiales; Linaceae. The record is from the annotation of a GenBank genome assembly.
AAUGCUGAUACAAAUCAUACUACUUUGAUACCAUCAUAUCAAAGAGUAAUAUGAUUCGUAUCAAGACGAUAAAGACACGGAUUUUAUAGGUUCUAUAACCGUGGAUUUUGUACUGUAACCUAGAGCAUAUACUGGCUGAUGUGCGACAUAUCUUACUUCAGAUUUCAUGAUAGUACAAUUAGCACUAAUGAGUGAAGUGUUGAAUAGACACAGUUAAUCCCCAUAAUUAUCAACUCGUUGAAAAUGUUCCACCACGAUGAUUUAAGGCCCGAUUAAUGCAGAGUGUCCCCUGUUUCCACCGAGAAAUAUUAGAAUGAAACAGGCAUAAAUGAGACGUGUUAUUCUUGUGUAUACGAAAUAUAAACAAACCAGUAAAAGGAAAUAAAUACAAAACUGAAUUGCGUGAGAUGAUGGGAUGCCAAACUCCAAAAAACAGAGAGAGAGAGAGGCAGAGGAAGACAGAGCAAACACUAUAUAUAAGCUUCCCCUGCACUCACCUUCUCAUUGCUCACGCUUUUGUUGCAUUGCAUUGUUUUGCAUUACAGCAGAAGGAGCCACAGAGGCACGUGAAUGUGCCUUCUUGUAGCCUAACUCAAUAGAUCAAAACCCUCCUCAAAGUGAAACAAGAAAACAAAAGAAUCAAUCAAUCAAUCAUCCAUCUCCAUUUGAUUGGAUUGAAUGAAAAUGGCGGGUUGGUGGUCAUCCGAUUCUUUCGACCAAGCGAAGCCGUAUCUGGGUGUGAUCUUCAUGCAGCUCUGCUCUGCUGGAAGCUCCAUCAUCUCAAAGUUUGCUCUCAACCAAGGCAUGAGCCAGCAUGUGUUUGUUGUCUACCGAUACGCCAUUGCCACUGCUGUGAUUGCUCCCUUCGCGUUUUUCGUCGACAGGAAGGUGAGGCCAAAGAUGACUCUAGGGAUCUUCUUCAAGAUAGCACUCCUUGCUUUCUUAGAGCCAGUCGUCGAUCAGAACCUGUACUACACUGCAAUGAAGUACACCACAGCAACAUUUGCAGCUUCCAUGAACAGUAUUAUGCCUGCCUUUGCAUUCCUCAUGGCUUGGGCCUUGGGGCUGGAGAGGGUUAGAUUGAGGAAGUUUCACAGCCAGGCUAAGAUCAUAGGCACCAUAGUGACAGUUGGAGGAGCCAUGGUGAUGGCUUCCAUGAAAGGAGCUAGGCUUGAUCUACCAUGGACCAAAGGGAUUCCUGACCAUUCUUCAUCUUCUUCAGCUGCUCCAGAGCAUCCUAUCAGGGGUGCUCUCAUGAUCGCCAUCGGCUGCGUUUGCUGGGCUGGUUUUGUCAAUCUCCAAGCGAUCACAUUGAAAUCGUACCCGGGGAAGCUGUCCCUAACAGCUCUAAUAUGCAUGAUGGGAGCAAUGGAGGGAUCAGUAGUGGCAGUAGGUCUGGAGUGGAAGAACCCUUCAGCAUGGACUAUUGGUUUCGACACCAAGUUACUAGCUGCUUUCUACAGUGGGAUUAUGUCGUCAGGGGUACUGUACUCGAUUCAAGGACUAGUGAUGCAGAGAAAGGGACCGGUUUUCGUAACGGCAUUCGGCCCUUUGGUCAUGGUGAUCGUGGCCAUCUUGGGUUCCCUUUUCUUGUAUGAGAUUCUUUACUUGGGGAGGGUAGUGGGAGCGGUGGUGAUAGUGACAGGAUUGUACAUGGUGCUGUGGGGGAAGACUGGAGAUGACGAGAAAGGCAGCAAUGGCAUUGCUACAAUUAACGACAAAUUAGUGGCUGCUGAUCAUCUCCCCAUUGCUAAUGCUGAUUCAUCAGUGGAAGCCACGAACGUCGAGAAGAUAGAAAGCAAGCAUGAACAGAUCAAUGGUGGGGAAGGAUUUGUUUCCAUUGAGCUGCCCAAGAUCUGAUUAAAAGAGAGGAUUGAGAAAGAAGAGAGAAAGGAAGACAGGGGAAGAGGAGUCCUCUGUCUGUACUCUGUACUCCUUGCCUUGGAUGGUGGGGGGUGAAAUACCAAAUUCUCUGCCAUUUUCUCGAUUUAGGAGGAACACAGAAAGCUUCACUCCAUGUAACCUUCGUCCUCCUUUCCCGCCAUAGAAUAGAAGGAAGGACAAAACUUCCGACUGUUUAGGUUCAGCCGUGGCAUUUUGGUCGGGUUGAUCCCUCUAACCACAACCUUGCUCUGUUUUUGUUUUCUCUAUGUAGUUCUUGGUCAAUUUGUUUAUUCCUUUAAUUUUCCGUUUUGAUAAGAAAACGGGAGAGGAUAGGAAUGGAAUUGCAAAUAUGUUCUCAACUAUGAAUAUAUUGUAUUAUGUAUGGCAUUUACUUCGUGUUUGGUCGAUUGUCGGUUGCUAUUUUCAUGUUAUGUUAUAAACGUAAAAUGUGUUUUUGAUGAAUGUAAAUGUACACAAGUUAGUGGAAAAUGGACAUGCAUUGCAUUCUUUUUAUGCUAUUUUUUUUUUCUUUCUAGUGUCUUGAUCUAACUUUUCUGUGUGAGGAUGAUUCAUCAAACACAACCAUCGUCUUAUCAAAGACAAAUUGUCUAGCGGCCUUAGUGCAUAUUUAAGUCUUGGAAUAUUCCAAACGUCCAUCAAUAAUGGAAACAUGUAAAGGUUUGGGUUAGGAGCAGAAACCCAUCUAGUAGAUUAUCAAUGGAAAGGGUGACAAUCAAUACCCAAUAGGGUAACAUAGAUGGUGAUAUAAUUGAUUAAGAUGUCCACCAAAAUUUCAAAACUAAACAAAAACUCUUUCAUCUCUUUAACUUGUAACAUGUAAAGUUAGUUCCAAAAGCAACAAAUGAAAUUUAGAAGAAAUUCAAAUUUGGGGUUUCAAUUGCAAUCUGAUUGGAAAUUGUGCCAAUGUUUGAUACGAUACAUUCAUCACUUGACUUGGAGUUCGUAAAUGUCGUCAUAAUGUGAGCUUUUAAUCAAUAUAAGAAAUCAAAAGAACUUGAACAAAAAAUCUCACAACCAAACCAAUUUUACUUGACUUGGAGUUCGUAAAUGUCGUCAUAAUGUGAGCUUUUAUAUCACUUUUUUCGCAACUACAAAAUACAGAAUUCAUUGUGAUCACAAUGAAUUACAGAAUCCGUACCAACAAACUCAUAUCAACAAUUGCUCAAGUAGUGGCAAAUUAGCAAACGGCAAAGACUUGAAUCAUUGUAUAACCCAUUCUUCCAUUAUCGCAGCCCAUUUUAAGGCCCAUUUCAUUGGGAUGAAUAGGGACUAGGGAUGGCAACAAAACCCGAACCCACGGGUACCCACCCGAUCCAACCCGGUCAACGCGGGUAAAAUCCGUGUUGACGGGUUUUGGGCCGGGUUCGGGUUUAAACCCACUACACUAUUCAUCGGGUCGGGUUGGGUUUGGGUUUAAGUAAACCCGCCCCAUGGGUACCCGCUCACACACAUAUAAUUACUUUCCCGGUAUAUUUAAUAUUCUAAAUAAUAUAUCUUUCUUAAACAACUAAUAUUCUAUAUGUUUGUGGAGGCAUGUAUAAUUUAUUCUUUCUAAUUGUUUAGAAUGAAGUUGAUAUUAUGAAGUGGAGAGUGAAGAAACUUAGUUGACGAGGAAGAAUCUUUCAAUUAAUCUUAUUGUUUAUAUAUGUUUAUCUUUAAUUUUGAAUAAUUUGUAUUGAUCAUUUGCGCUUUGCUUGUAUGCUCUAGAUUGGUGUUUUUUGUAUGUUUAAUUUGUAUGAGAAAAUUGACGUUAAACUUGAAUUUUGAAAGAAACUUGUUAUUGUAAA